Panthera uncia (snow leopard) is the source of this 4925-nucleotide messenger RNA. It is a transcript of the gene PPP2R5C, whose product is annotated as protein phosphatase 2 regulatory subunit B'gamma. The transcript is spliced from 13 exons. Bases 1243 to 2475 code for a protein of 410 amino acids. Lineage: Eukaryota; Metazoa; Chordata; Mammalia; Carnivora; Felidae. Gene Ontology annotation, biological process: signal transduction; protein dephosphorylation. Gene Ontology annotation, cellular component: cytosol; protein phosphatase type 2A complex; nucleus. Gene Ontology annotation, molecular function: protein phosphatase activator activity. The record is from RefSeq and is a predicted model, not a curated record.
UAACGUUUAUUUAUUUUUGAGACAGAGAGAGACAGAGCAUGAACGGGGGAGGGGCAGAGAGAGAGGGAGACACAGAAUCGGAAGCAGGCUCCAGGCUCUGAGCCAUCAGCCCAGAGCCCGACGCGGGGCUCGAACUCACUGACCGCGAGAUCGUGACCUGAGCUGAAGUCGGACGCUUAACCGACUGAGCCACCCAGGCACCCCGGCUUGCUUUUUUUUUUUAUGUUUGUUUAUUUUGAGAGAGAGAGAAAGAGUGGGCGAGAGGGGCAGAGAGCGAGAGGGAGAGAAUCCCAGGCAGGUUCCGCACUGUCAGCACAGAGCCUGACGUGGGGCUCGAUCCCACAAACCACGAGACCAUGACCUGGUCCAAAAUCACAAGCUGGACGCCCAAACGACUGAGCCACCCAGAAACCUUGGAUCCUUGGCUUUCUAUAGGCUUCUCCUUACAGUACUCACUUGUAAGUUGCUCUCCUGGAUUUAAAAAAAAAAAAAAAAUCACACCGUUCUGUGUAGACCCCGUUUCUGUCUAGAGACCCUGUGGUAUUUCCCCUUUUCCUCCCUCUAGGAACUGCUGCUGACACUCUGGUCUUGGAGAGGAGAGUCCUUUCACAACCUCGUAGAGCCAGGAGGAACCCUGUUUCCCAGAUGUGGAAACUGAGCCCCCAGAAUCUCAGGCGGGUGCCACAACUGUCUCACAGCAGUUAGUCCACCGCCCGGGUCUUGCCGCCUCCCGUUUUUUUCUCUUCUCGCCCACGUGAGCCUACAGCACCCACCACCCAAAAACCGGGUCCACCAUGGUCCUUUAUAAAUCUAUCGCUCAAGGGAUAUUUUCCCAUUCAAAUCUAAUUGUGCCACAAAUUGCUAGUACUGAGAUGUCCCUGAGCUCGUCUGAGAGCGUGGCUCCUCUGUGACCUAGCCGCACAUGUGUCAUAAUCGGAUUUGAGGCUCACUCAGCCCCUCGCAGGCAGCAUUUAAGUAGCUGCUCUGGGGCUGCGCUGUUCUAAGAGCCAGAACAGCAGAGCACAAUCUCUGUGCCCAGUUUGCCAGGACACCGUGUAAUUGAAUUCUGCACAGCCAGACGCCAUCGGAUUCGGAUUCCGCCUUUUGUCAGAUGUUCCUCCUGCUGAUCAAGAGAAGCUUUUUAUCCAGAAGUUGCGUCAGUGUUGUGUCCUCUUUGACUUUGUUUCCGAUCCACUGAGUGACCUAAAGUGGAAGGAAGUAAAACGAGCUGCUUUAAGUGAAAUGGUAGAAUAUAUCACCCAUAACCGGAAUGUGAUCACAGAGCCUAUUUACCCGGAAGUAGUCCAUAUGUUUGCAGUUAACAUGUUUCGAACGUUACCACCUUCCUCCAAUCCUACGGGAGCAGAAUUUGACCCCGAGGAGGACGAGCCAACGUUAGAGGCGGCCUGGCCUCAUCUACAGCUUGUUUAUGAAUUUUUCUUAAGAUUUUUAGAGUCUCCAGAUUUCCAACCUAAUAUAGCGAAGAAAUAUAUUGAUCAGAAAUUUGUAUUGCAGCUUUUAGAGCUCUUUGACAGUGAAGAUCCUCGAGAGAGAGACUUUCUUAAAACUACCCUUCACAGAAUCUAUGGAAAAUUCUUAGGCUUAAGAGCUUACAUCAGAAAACAGAUAAAUAAUAUAUUUUAUAGGUUUAUUUAUGAAACAGAGCAUCACAACGGCAUAGCAGAGUUACUGGAAAUCCUGGGGAGCAUAAUUAAUGGCUUUGCCUUACCACUAAAAGAAGAGCACAAGAUUUUCUUAUUGAAGGUGUUGCUACCUUUGCACAAAGUGAAAUCUCUGAGCGUCUACCAUCCACAGCUGGCGUACUGCGUCGUGCAGUUCUUAGAGAAGGACAGCACCCUCACCGAACCGGUGGUGAUGGCCCUUCUCAAAUACUGGCCAAAGACGCACAGUCCGAAAGAAGUCAUGUUCUUAAAUGAGUUAGAAGAGAUCUUAGACGUAAUCGAACCAUCGGAAUUUGUGAAGGUCAUGGAACCCCUCUUCCGGCAGCUGGCCAAGUGUGUGUCCAGCCCACACUUCCAGGUGGCGGAGCGAGCGCUGUAUUACUGGAACAAUGAGUACAUCAUGAGUCUAAUCAGCGACAACGCGGCCAAGAUCCUUCCCAUCAUGUUCCCGUCCUUGUACCGCAACUCCAAGACCCACUGGAACAAGACAAUACACGGCCUGAUCUACAACGCACUGAAGCUCUUCAUGGAGAUGAACCAGAAACUGUUUGACGACUGUACCCAGCAGUUCAAGGCGGAGAAGCUGAAAGAGAAGCUAAAAAUGAAAGAACGAGAAGAAGCGUGGGUUAAAAUAGAAAAUCUAGCCAAAGCAAACCCCCAGGCCCAGAAGGAUCUGAAGAAGGACCGGCCCCUCGUGCGCCGCAAGUCUGAGCUGCCUCAGGACCUCCACACCAAGAACGCCUUGGAGGCUCACUGCAGAGCUGACCAGCUGGUCUCCCAGGACGGGCGCUAGUCCCCCGGAGGACCGCGUCGGGCUGGGGACGCCUGCUCUCUCCUGGAGUCUGUAGAAAAUACAUCCCUUGUGUGCCAUACAAAUCAGUUACACUCAGAGUCCAAGCUUUUCUUCCACCCCGUUCUGUAGGCAGCGACACACUCUGCCUCAGCUCGAGAUUAGGAGUUCAAACAAUGGUGGCUUCCCCGAUGUGUCCGUGGAGCCCGAGGGCCACCGGCCGCGUCCCCGGCGCGUCGUCUCAGCCCCGGCACGGCCCCCGUAAGACGGCUUCCCCAAAUCAGAGCUAAGGAGAGCACCCUAGACAUCUUCACGUUCGGCCCAGACGGAAUUCGCGAUCGUUUACCAUAAGUGGUUCUGUGAUCGUGUGGAUGUGCUUCAGAUCAGAGGAACACUUGAAACAGAAACGCAUCGCGUAUUCUUGAAGAUUCUACAACCUCUUUGAUUGUUUCCACGUGACUAUUGCGCCAGUAGUCAGUCGUUUUCUCUCCUUGCUCUCUCUCUUUUUUUUCCCUUUUCAUCUCGUUGAAGUGGUCCUUUGCUGUCAUCAUUCUAACACAACUUACUGGGAAAAGUGACGUGACAAUCCUCGGCCACUGUGUUUUCCUGAGGUGUUUCUUUACUUUGCCUGAUGACCCGUGUGCCGUGUUACUCUCGUGUACAGCUAAAGCCAUACUUCCAAGCCCGCGGCCCAGCACCAGGGACUCCACGAGUGAGCUCGUAGGAGAAACGUGUUUUUAGAAAACGGCUUUCUCCGUCCACCUUGACCGGAAUUGGAAUUUUAAAACGAUGUGUCCCCUCUUUUUUUUUUCUUUGCAUUUUUUUGUCUCUACUGACACACGGUUGCCCUUUAACGAGGCUCUUGAAUGAAUAAAAUUCUCAUCUCUAAGAAUUGAUUUGAUACAUUUUGUAGAAAGUUAGAACGAGACCCUCUCGAGCUCGGCCAGUCCGGCCCCCGCCUCUGGGCAUAAAGUAACAAAAAUGCCACCAGACGCCACCAUCCGUGCCGGGCGCCGCCCCGACAUCCGCUGGGUGCCGGACGCGGGCCCGAGGGCUCGGACGGGCAGCCGCCAGGGCCGCGGUGAGUCCUUCCCCGCCGACCAGAGCACGCGGUAUAAACACCUCAUCAGGAAAAGACAGUGUCUGAGUUUCCAUGGGUCUUCAAAUGCUGCUAUAGAUCCACAGAUUUCCCUGCAUGUUCUGAGCUUUCUGUUUGAAUGGAAUCGCACGAGGAGAAAAACCCUUCACCCGUGGUGCGUCCGCUCCGUAUUUCUCUCAGGGUGGCCAGUAUUUUGACUUCCUUAUCCUGCUUGAAAUCUAUUUGAGAUGUGUACUGCUAUCCCGAGCAAGUGAUUCAGUUUCCUUGGUCUGUGGCCUAAGAUGCUAUAAGUUCGUGUUAAAUGUCGCUGAUGCGCAGAAGAUGAGACGUGGCUUCUCUCAGGCUGUCCGCUCUGACUCGAGGUCGCGGGUGUCCGCUGACACGUUGUGGGAAGCGGACCUGGGCCCCGGGCAGCUGUGACGCCCGCUGCUCCGGGGUCGCCUCCGUCCCUCUUUCCGCAACGUCUGUGUCCCCGCGUCCCGGAGGAAGGUUGCAGAGGGGGGUGGCGGGGUGGGCCCCGUGUUCGGAGCAAGGGCUCCCUGAAAAAAACCGCCCCAGCUGGAAGCAGGAAGGGCCACCUUGGGAGAAGAAAUGCUUCCUGAGAAACUUGACAAGUACCUAUCAAUUGUACCAUUAUGAAAUGUAUCCUUUAAAAACAAAAAGUUUAGAUGCCUUCUCCUUUUGAGGGAAAAAGGGUGCUUUUUAUUGUAUAAAGCAGCAUCUUAUGUAUUUUGAUAUACCAUUGUUUGAACUUCCGUCUUUAGCUGAUAGAUCCUCAGAUAUCCUCGAUUCUGGAUGUUCAGUAUGUGUGCGAGAGAGGGUCCUGGGAAGGCCCCCCCCUCUGCCCUCGGUAAAAAGCGAAAUAUCCUUGUCUGGGUGACUGUAUGAAGCUCAGCCUGUAAAAACACCUUUUUUGUCGAGCUUUUAUCUCUGCUCUUUAUUGAAGACAAACAUUCACCAAAAAGGGGGGAAAAAAAAAAGUUUUGAGAGAAACUAAUUUUCUUUGACGAGAGUAUUAUUUCAUAUUUUGGCCUAUUAAAGUUUUCCUAGUUAGUACUCAGAUUCCCUGUGCUAAUUGUUCGACUUCUAUAAGAUACACCAUUUAUUAUAUUAUAUAGAUACGCCGUUUAUCCUGCACCAAACUGAUUUCAAAAGUACGACACUGAGAACAAACUGGUGACUGUUUUUCUUCGUAAAGUCCCGCAUCCGGCAUCUUCACUGUUUCCAGACUGUAUCUGUACAUCAGAAAUGUCCGAGUGUCUUUUUAGUGUGGCUUUAGUAUGGCUUCCUUUUAAUAUUGUACAUACACUGUAUCUUUGUUUUAUGGUAAUAAGUAAUAAAAAUGUAGACUUCA